CCUGCAAAGCCAAGCAGGCGACUCCAGGCCGGUCCACGGACUUCAAACCCUCCUGCGUUCCCUAUAAACUCGCGCACGUUUCCUCUCCCAGAAAUCAAACCUUGCCUAGAUGGCAGCUCCGCCUUCUCAGCUGUUGCUCCAACCUCUUCCUGUUUCCGUCCCUAUUAUCAACCCGGAUUGCCGGAGUGGAGGCGCUCACCGGAGCGCCCCAGGCUGGGGGUUGCAGGCGUCCUUCUAGUCGCGACGCCUCCUUAGCUCACCUUUCCGGCUUACCUGCCCAGGGAUCGGGACCCACUGGGCGGCCGGAGGACUUUCCUUGUGCUCCGAGAAGUCGACAUGUCCCCGGGACGCCUUUUGCCCUGAGCUCUUUAGUGCGCGUCCAUCACAACCAUGGCCGGAGCCGGGAUCCUGGCUGGGGAGCUCAGAGUGGAGCUGCAAGAGCACCUGGUCUGUCUAAGGAAACAAAGAGAAGAAGCCAAGGCUGAUGAGCAGAAAAUCAAGAAGCUGUUGAAGCGAAUAGAUGCUGAGAAGCGGGAAAUCAUGCGGGAGUGGAAGGCGUUUGGGGCAUACCUGGAAGAGCAGGAGCAACUCCUGCUGGACUGGCUGGUGGAGCUGGACAGGAGCCUCACGCAGAAAAGAGAGGGCAGCAUCUCCCGGCUCUCCACGGAGAUCCUCCUGCUCGACGAUCUGCUCAGUGGAAGGAGAGGGGAGAAAGAACAGCUAAUGCCAAAUGGCUCCGUACAGGCCUUCAGGAGCACCGAGACCAGUAAAGAGGAUGACACAUCCCUGCAAUCGGAGCUCAGCUUCGAGGAGCUGGAACAGAGGCUUGAUAGUUUUUCUCAGAGGAAGGACACCCUGCAAGAUCUCAUGCUUGAAUUUAAAGAGACUUUACGGCUAGAACUGGAGGCUGAUGGAGGUGUCAGAAUAACAUCCCUGUCUCCCUCCAGAGGGUCCUCUCCUCAUGAAGAACGGCCAAUAACUGGUUUGGAAGAAGGAGUUUUGCCUGCAGCAGAGAGAACUCAGGCUUCGGUGGUCUUGUCUCUGGCAGCUGAAGACACUGGCAUGGAGACUCGGACUUCUAAGGAACCAGUGGUGCCACAGAUAAGCAGAGGCCUAGAGGAUCGAAGGGAGGCUGGAGACAACAUGGAGCCUGAAGCUACAAUUCAAGUACUGGAAUGGGAAAACCCUAAAGAAGGGGAGAUGCCUGUGAGUGCACGUUGUGGGGCCAUUUUACAGAACCUCGAAAAGGAGGAAUCAUUCAAGGUUGCAUACAGCACAAGAAACAAUUCUGUGGAAAUACAGGGCAAUAAAAACCACCAAGAAUCCCAAAUGUGGUCUAAUAUAUGUGCAGAAAAGAAACCUCAUAGGUGUCCUGCCUGUGGGAAGAGCUUCCGCCGGUUUUCAACCCUUAUUACCCACCGGCGCAUCCAUACCGGAGAGAGGCCUUAUGAAUGCCACCAGUGUGGGAAAAGCUUUAACCAAACCUCCAACCUUUUUCGACAUUUGAGAAUCCAUUCAGGCGAGAAACCCCAUGCUUGCCCUGAAUGUGGAAAACGGUUCAGUUUUGCCUCAGAUGUUGCCAAACACCGAAAAAGCCACACAGCAGAAAAAUUUGUGACAUGUUCUGUAUGUGAUAGAGGUUUCAGAGACCGCUUAACCCUAGCCAAACAUCAGCGGACUCAUGGAAGUGCAAAAGCCUACAAGUGUCCUGACUGUGGCAAAGGUUUUAGGUUUAAUUGUUUCCUCAUGGCACAUCGGAGGAGGCACACAGGGGAGAAACCAUACAAAUGUGCUGAGUGCGGGAAAAACUUCUGUUCUCACUCAGCCCUUCUUACUCAUUGCAGAGUCCACACCGAUGAGAAACCUUAUAAAUGUUCUGACUGUGGCAAGAGCUUCAGUCAGAAUUCAACUCUGAAGACUCACAGGAGAGUUCAUACAAAUGAGAAACCCUAUGAAUGCCCAGAUUGUGGGAAGUGCUUCAGCCAGAGUUCCACUCUUAUUAAACAUGAGAUAAUCCACACAGGUGAGAAACCCUACCUGUGCACUGAAUGCGGCAAGAGCUUCAAUCGCAGCUCAGCUCUUCUAGCACAUAAAAGAAUCCAUACAGGAGAGAAGCCUUUUGAAUGCCCUGACUGUGGGAAAAGCUUUACUCAGAAUGGACAUCUUAAUAGGCACCGCAGAGUCCACACCAAAGAUACAGGAAGUCAAUGAAGGAGUCUCUGCUGAGGCAGGAAAUGGAAACCACUGCUUAUUAAUGGAGCCAGAGUUGAAGAUGCUUGAUCAGAUGGUCCAUUGGCUAUUCAAGCUCUUGCAGGGCCAUUUGGAACAAAGGAAGUGCUGUCAUUGGGGCUGGGGAAAGUUUUGUUUUGAAUGCAUAGGCAUUAAAGAAGUUGCACAUCUGCAAUGGGAGGAGCAAAGCCCCCUCCCCCAAAGCAACCAUUUACCCCAUUAAUAUUAUCUGUGAUGGGAUUGCUUACCUGGCCGUUUGCCUCUCCUUUCUCCUUAUUUUUCUUUCUGGUUAUUAUCAAUAUAUUUAAUUCUCAACAUGGCUGGAUCUGUGAAACUUAGAUCUGAGGACUGGUGACACAAACAGGUGAGAAAAGAUGUCUAUAUUUGCAGAAAAAUCUUAACUCUUAAAAAACAGCAGCAUUGGAAGGGCAACCCUCUUCCCUUUGCCCUGCCCCCCAGAUACUAAAAGCAGUACAUGUGGCUUUAAGAAAUGAAGCCUUCAGUGGCCAUUGCAGGGCAACCACAUAAGAACAAGCCAGCUGGAUCAGACCAAAGUCCAUCUAGUCCAGCUCUCUGCUACUCGCAGUGGCCCACCAGGUGCCUUUGGGAGCUCACAUGCAG
Messenger RNA from Sphaerodactylus townsendi, 2850 nucleotides. Its product is annotated as zinc finger protein 79-like. The coding region runs from base 391 to 2211 and encodes 606 amino acids. Gene Ontology annotation, biological process: regulation of transcription by RNA polymerase II. The transcript is spliced from 9 exons. The record is from RefSeq and is a predicted model, not a curated record. Lineage: Eukaryota; Metazoa; Chordata; Lepidosauria; Squamata; Sphaerodactylidae. Gene Ontology annotation, molecular function: RNA polymerase II cis-regulatory region sequence-specific DNA binding; DNA-binding transcription factor activity, RNA polymerase II-specific.